Knipowitschia caucasica is the source of this 315-nucleotide messenger RNA. Lineage: Eukaryota; Metazoa; Chordata; Actinopteri; Gobiiformes; Gobiidae. The record is from the annotation of a GenBank genome assembly.
AUGUCUGUGCUGCAGGAGGGAGAGCCUGGGACAGACGAGGGCGAGAGCUGCUGCUUCUCAGGGACAUCAGGAGUGUUAUUGCGCCCGGUAGCUUUCAUCACCUCCCUGAUCUCGGACCGCUCUCGGAGGUCUUGGGUGAAGCGCGUAGCCUUCUACAAACGCCUGUUGGGGCCGUCUGUCGUGAUGGCGGCCACGGGGACGUAUUUGGCGAUCGGUCGGACGCCAAAAGGGUGUGACGGAGGCGGGCGUUUGUUUAAAAAGAAUCAGUUUUCCUCCUCUUGCAGCGGAUGGUGUUUACGGUGCAUGCGUGUAUGA